Molecule: messenger RNA, 2213 nt
Organism: Drosophila eugracilis
Lineage: Eukaryota; Metazoa; Arthropoda; Insecta; Diptera; Drosophilidae
Product: myosin-9
Exons: 2
Coding region: 114-2015 (633 amino acids)
Biological process (GO): regulation of cilium assembly
Cellular component (GO): centrosome
Source: RefSeq, a predicted model, not a curated record
UUUUUUUGGGAAAUCGAAUGUGUCAUAACGUUUUAAAAAAUUCUCUGUUCGCCAAAAACAGUGCAAAAAAUUACUGAAGUGAAAUAUUAACCAAAUAGGCUAAAUUUUCGUAGAUGUUAAAGCCAUCAAGGGGUUCUAAGCCACAAGCCACAAGACAACGCCCACUUGGAUUCCAUCCCCGAAAUCGGGUGUCUUCCAUCUCAAUGGGAUUGGAUUUCGAAUUGGAUGAGAAGACCGAAGAUCAUCCCGAUGAGAAGAGCAGCCUUGUCAGCCUCUCCCGGCAGAAUUCAGGUAUCCAGGAUAAGAUGAGUGCUAGCAGUUUGGGAUUUAGGGAUCGUGGAAGUACUAGUGUAUUGCAAUUGCCAAAGAAUGGCAAGGAAAGCAAAGAAGUUGAGCUAAUCCUGAGUGAUGGAGAACCUGAAGAUUAUCGAAAGGGCCUUGGUCCAGAUAGGAGGUUACCCAACUCCCAAGCAAUUGGUAGCAAUCUCAAGGACGAACUCAGCAAGUACAAGCAGGAGCUAAAGGAAUACAACGAAACCACCAAGGACCUAGAGGAGAAGUACAUGAAAAUCAACUACGAGCUAUGCGAAAUGCAACAGAAGCACGAUAAUUUUGUGUCCAGUAGAGCACAAUCUUCCGAAAUGGAUAUGGCAAGUAAAGCCGAUCGUGAUAGUUUCUAUAGCUCGGCCACCAGUGUGGCUUCGCAAAUGACUAUUAGACGAAAGAGUCCCAAGGUCCUGCAAAGUAAUACCAGUUUCAUGACUGUUCUAUCCGCCCAGAGUUCCUGUGACGAAAUCGGCCGGAAGAAGUACUCAUCCGAAAGGAGUAACCAUCAGACGAAGAAUCACCGAAAUAAGAGCAGCCUCUCAUCCCAUGUAGAAAAUGUUUUCAAUAGUCGUAUUGUGGAAACACUGGCUAACCGGCAUAUGAGACGAAAAAAAGGAUCUUUGGAGCAGGGCGAUCGGGAGAGGGAGCCCUCAUCAUUCAAGGAUGUCUACAAUGUCCUGAAGGACGUGAUGAACACCUCACAGGACCGCAAGUACAAGCACGAACGAGAUCGGAAUAGAGACAGGGAUUCGGGAGACCUAAGUGAACUCCUGACCACAAUCAAGAGCCUGAAGAGUGAGCAACUCCAAUUCCGGUCACUCAUUCGCCAACAACAGGACCGGAUUGCGGACUAUCACAGUCGGUGUGUUAAGGCCCAGGACAUCAUGAGCACCCAAAAGCAGGAGAUCGACAAGCUGCAUGUGAACAACAAGCAGUUGGAGUCGAGCAUUUAUCAUGACAUAGACAGUCUGCGAUCCAAGAUAGACACCAAACUGAAGAGUGUGUCCCAUUUGCCAAAGAUGAUGCGGGACGAGCACAGCAAGUACGAGAAGGUAAUGCGGGAAAAUUGUCUGCUGGCGGAUAAACUUCAUGCCCUUCAACAGGAGGCCAUGCAACUGAAGGCCAAGAUAGAUGAGUUGGGCAGAAGAAAGCUUGUCACCAUCAACAGACUUAAAGCUGCCGAAAGGGAUCUAAAGAUAUUCAAAAACUAUAACUCUGCCUUAAAGUCGGAGAAGAGGAAAUUAACCCAGGACCUGUCCACAAUGAAGGAUCAGUUGGAGCAGCUCCAGGCGAGUAGUAAGCGCCAACUUUCCCGCCAUCGUGAGCAGAGUGAAAAGCAGCGCAGAGAUCUGCAGAAAAAGAUUUACGACCUCGAGCUGAAACUGAGUAGGAGCCAAAACUCCACAUCCAGCUUAAUUCAGGAACGGGAUAGCCUGAUAGCUGAACUCCAGACGCAGCUCCAUACCUUGGUGCACAAUUUCGAGGUCUCACAGAAGCACAUAAGGGUUCUCCGGCGGCAUAUCUAUUCCAUGACGAAUCCGGGUGGUGCGGGAAUCGGCUGUAGUGGCGGUGGCCCGGCUGGCAUUGUAGGUUCCCAUCGACCCAGUCUGAUCCGGAUAAAUCAGCUGUCCCAGGGAUCCAGCACCGGACGACUCGGUAGCCCGCGAACGCUGAAGGCCAAGAUCUAGGAAGGGGCUUGUCUUAAAAAGUUCAAAACCUAGAUUGGGUUUAUCAGCUGUCCAGGCAACUUGAAGGUACGAUUGUCAUCUCCCGGACCAUACCAUCAAGUUGCCUGGAUAUGUCCCAAAGCUAUCGAGAAACCAAUUAUUUCACUCUAAUGAUCAUGUUAACUUGUCACUUUUUUUAAAACAACUAUUUUUUUAUUA